Molecule: messenger RNA, 612 nt
Organism: Cinara cedri
Lineage: Eukaryota; Metazoa; Arthropoda; Insecta; Hemiptera; Aphididae
Source: the annotation of a GenBank genome assembly
AUGCCUAUUGGUAUGUUCGUUCGUUACCGUGUUUCGUUACUGUCUCAUCGGAAACGAUGUCUCCGGCUGCGACCGUUCUUUACAACGUCGAACGCGUUCCUCGUUUUAAACGGUAGUCGCCAGUUUGCUUUCCUGCUAAACACGCUAAACGCUGCUGGUCGCCCGGCCGCGCGGCCUUUCGCCCGUGUCCCGCCAGCCGCUCCGCUAUUGCCGGUCGUUUACGUACCGUACAGUACCGUUUUUCCCACGCCGCCCGCAAAAGGCGUGUCGUAUCGAUACGUCCCGCAGCGUACUCGGCGACUAACGCCGCCCGUUCGCGUGCGUUGCAAUCGGCCACGCCGUGCCCGUCACGGCGCUAGAACCGCCGGUCACGAAACGCGCGGACGUGCAAAACGGUCGCCGUGGUCGUGCGCCGAGGCGGUCCGUUUGGAGGCUCGCGGUCCGUCGUCCCGGCCCCCCGCACCUCGGACGUCCGUGGUCGUCCGGCGGAAGCUGCCGGACCGGCACCCGUCGGACAAUCCGGCGCCGUUGGUCUGCCGGAAAUCCACACGCUCCGCAAGACAAAACCUACCAGGCACCCAGCCUCCAACGUCCGACCCGACGACGCGGUAA